CAUAUGAUUAUCCAACUGUAAAGCAACCUCCCUUGGAUACCCCACAGAGGGCACAAAUGCAGGGAUGGAAUCCUAAAAUCUUCAUCCACUACCACCACCACCCUCAACCUUUUCCUUCACCGCUUAUUUGCAAGAACAGAAAUGUCAUAAACCCUGAAGAACCCAAGUACCAGAAGAAUCAAAGCUCAGCAUGCCUUCAAGAUCCUUCCCUCCAAGCCCAGGCCUUGCCGGACCCAGUUCCUUCAAUAGAAACGAAGUCCUGUUCUUAGUCCUGACAAUAUCAUCCUCUCUGGUCAUCAUCUUGACCAUCCUCUACUUGCUCUACCAUUUUUAUCACUCCAUUGCGAACGGGCCAAGAACAAUCCCGUUUGACUCCAGUGCUCCUCUCAAGAUCGAGAGGUUCUCUUACAAGGAGCUGAAAUCUGCUACCUCGGACUUUGAUGAGGCCAACAUGAUUGGGAAAGGCGGGUCUGGUACUGUCUUUAAGGGGGUAUUGAAGGACGGCAAGUUAGUUGCUGUGAAGAGACUCGAUGCCAUGUCACUAGAGACAGAGAGGGAGUUCCAGAAUGAGUUGCAGAUUCUCGGUGGGCUUAGAUCACCAUUCCUGAUCAAUCUGUUGGGGUACUGUGUGGAGAAAAAUAAGAGGAUACUUGUGUACGAGUAUAUGCCAAACCGGAGUUUGCAGGAGCUGCUUUUCGGAGAAGGCGACUCGAGUUCGAGCUUGAGUUGGGAGAGGAGGUUUGCCAUUAUACUGGAUGUUGCAAGAGCCCUGGAAUUCUUGCAUCUUGGUUGUGAUCCACCUGUGAUUCAUGGAGAUGUUAAGCCGAGUAAUGUCCUGCUCGACUCGGAACUCCGGGCCAAGGUUUCGGAUUUCGGCUUGUCGAGAAUGAAAAUCGAGGGCGAGUAUGGGGUGGAUAUGUUCAGCCAGGACUUAGGCAAGAGUCAGGAUUUAUGGAAGAGCCAAGAGCUGUCAGGAACUCUGACUGCAGAGACUCCAGCUAUUGCUACUCCAGUUGAACAAGCGGAGUGCGUGCCUGAGGUAGAUUUUGCCCUUGCUUUGCAAGCUUCUUCUUCGUCAAAGAAUAGUAGGACAUGUUAUACUGUGAAAGCUCUGAACUUGAACUCUGUUAGUUAUAAUGCUAGCAUUGGGACUGAGAGUGAUCUCAAAGGAGGAAAUGGAAAGGGCAAGGAAGUCUCAGUUGUUGAUGUUGCUUCUGAUGAGUGGAACAAGAAGUUUGUUCCUUAUGAUGGUGAGUUCAACAGCUUUCAUCAUCCUGGAAAUGAUGUGAAUUUCAUUGCUUCUGUGGUUGCCGAUGAUCUGCCGGGUUCAAAACAGUGGGGUAAGGAUUGGUGGUGGAGACAGGACGGAAGUGGUGAACUAUGCAGUAAAGACUAUGUCAUGGAAUGGAUUGGCAGCCAAAUUUGCCCAACCGAUCCAGAUUGGUAUGAUGACAGAAAGAACAUUCCUGGAAAGAGUGACAUAAAUAAUUCAUCGUUGCCAUUAGAUAAAUUAGAGGAUGCGAAUGAAACCCGUGUUCGAGAAGUUGGGAAUCAACAACAUCCUGAUAAGGAACGUGAGAAGAAAGAUGCAAAUGGAAGGCAUCCCUGUCAAAAGACACACAGAAAGAUGCAAGACUGGUGGAAAGAGGAGCACACAGCUGAUAUUAGGAGGAAGCGUAGUAAGUUGAAACAUCUCAAAAUGAAGUGGAAGAAAGGCUUUAAAUUGCCGCAUUUUGGUCUCGGUAGGCGUUUUUACAUCUGUCAAAGGAAAAAGUUUGGAGGGGAACAAAACCGGCAUGAUGCUGACACAAAUGGGGAGUUUAGUUUUAGAAGGGGGCUGAGGAAGAAGAAUGCUCAUUCUAAUGGCAGCGAUAUUUGGAGUGGAGAUCUUUUCAGCCGCGAGCUAAGCAGCACGACAAGCAUGAGAGGAACUUUAUGUUAUAUUGCCCCAGAGUAUGGAGGUUGUGGAUACUUGAUUGAGAAGGCUGAUGUAUACAGCCUUGGGGUGUUAAUCCUAGUCAUUGUGUCCGGGAGAAGACCGUUGCAUGUUCUUGCCUCGCCAAUGAAGUUGGAGAAAGCAAAUUUAGUAAGCUGGUGUCGACACUUAGCUCAGACUGGAGAAAUUUUAGAGCUUGUGGAUGAGAGGUUAAAAGGCAAGUAUAACAAGGACCAAGCUAGCUUGUGCAUUAACUUGGCGUUAAUUUGCUUACAGAAGAUCCCGGAGUUGCGGCCAGACAUAGGAGAUAUAGUUAAGAUAUUGAAAGGGGAGAUGGAUCUCCCACCGCUGCCGUUUGAGUUCUCUCCAUCACCACCGGCAAAACUGAUUGGCAGAUCAAGGAGGAAACCGAAAACUAAUGCAGAGUAAAGGUUUGACCUGAAGUUAGAUAUUCUGAGUUGAUCAAAUCACUUUCGAUGUACAUAAGCAUUGAGUUUAACCCUGUAUCGUGUACACUUCAAUAGGAUUCUAGUUUCUUUUUCUAUUUCAGUGGCUGCAAAGUCUGUGGCCUUCUGUUUUGCCACCAUCAUUCUCGAUCUGCAUUGUAUGCUGGACGAACAUAAUUAUAGUCUCAAUCUCAAAUUCUGGAUACCAAGAUUGUUAAGAACUUCAAUUGGACAUGAUGGUUGAGAGA
Molecule: messenger RNA, 2630 nt
Organism: Eucalyptus grandis
Lineage: Eukaryota; Viridiplantae; Streptophyta; Magnoliopsida; Myrtales; Myrtaceae
Product: putative receptor-like protein kinase At1g80870
Exons: 1
Coding region: 191-2365 (724 amino acids)
Biological process (GO): protein phosphorylation
Molecular function (GO): protein kinase activity; ATP binding
Source: RefSeq, a predicted model, not a curated record